Molecule: messenger RNA, 858 nt
Organism: Alexandromys fortis (reed vole)
Lineage: Eukaryota; Metazoa; Chordata; Mammalia; Rodentia; Cricetidae
Exons: 1
Coding region: 25-858 (277 amino acids)
Source: RefSeq, a predicted model, not a curated record
CCUCAGAAACCUGACCCAGCCAAGAUGUCUGGACGCCAAGUGAGUCGAUCCAACACUUACAGCCUUUUGAGCCAUCCCAGCAACGCUUCCUUUCCUCCCCGAACUCCAGGCUGGAUGCAGUACUCCAAUAUGAACAAUGUCAAGGGCUCGAGUAUCCGUUUCCCAAGUGGCUCUGAGUUCAGCACCCCCAGCGGCCCCUCCGAGCAGUCCUUCGGCUCUGCCUCCACAAGUCUUCAAAAGAGGAGAAUCUGCAUGGGCCGGCCCUAUAACUCCAGGUGUGUAGAGACCAGUCACCUGGUGAAGGGCCCCAAGGUGGCCAAAAAGCCCGCUUCUCAACGCAGCAACCCCCAUUGCCUGCUCUGCACAGACCGUCCAUCAAGCCCCUCCAGCCCUACCUUCCUGGACCAACUCAUCAAAGGCAUCAACUACCUGGACAGAUCCACCAACAUUUUCAGCAGCAGCUACCCCAAAGCUCUGAGCUUGCCUCAGCUGGCGGCCACCUGCCUGGAACGAGCUGCCAACUCGCUCUACCUGGACCCAGUGGACCAGGCCCCACCCCGUAGCUAUUCUACUCCCAGCACAAACAUAACCACUGCCUCCCAUCACUAUCCAACCUCCAACCGGGACACCAGCUCGCUGCAGUGUGUGGGUGGUCCCGCUGGCCUGAGCUGCCAACACCAGGUUCAUAACCAGAGCUUCUCUGCCGAGAUGCCUCAGAGGCCAGGUGUAAAACUUCCAGAGAUCCCUCUGUUUGGCAAUGGGUUCUUUUCCUUAGGUCGUCUGCCCAAGGUCUGGGAAGCAAUACACUCCGGAUGGAAUGCCCCCGAACCCACCUCUAAGCCCGAGGGCUGGUGGUGA